CCUUGACAAAAUUUUGUAAAAUCAUUACUUGCUCUGAAAAAUGUCGAAGUACUUGGAAAAGUUUAGCCGAAUGCGAACAAUAAUUGCAGAUAAUGGGGGAUUAAUCAACUCGAUUAAAACUAUUUACAGAACUGAUGAAUUAAAAUCAGGACGAUUGGUUGGUGAAGAUGGUUUUGGUAACAAGUAUUAUGAAAACAAAUCAUAUUUUAUGGGUCGUAGUCGAUGGGUAGAUUAUUCACUAGAAGUUAAUUUGGAUUAUGAUGGAAGUCAGGUUCCACCAGAAUGGCACAGAUGGUUACACUAUAUCGCUGAUGAGCCCCCAACAGAAGCUCAGCUGGUAAAAAGAAAAUGGAUGAUAAAUCACAGUGAAAACCCUACUGGUACUGAUAAAAUAUAUGUUCCUUACAGUACAGUUAAACCUAAAGUACAGGCCUGGAGUCCACCAUCUAAAUAAUUCUAUUUGUGUUGUGUAGUAGAAUAUAAGAAUGAACUAAUAUAAGACAUUAUUUCACCAUGUACAGUGUAUAUGGUGUGAUUUAUAAGUAUUUAUGGAGAGACAUUUAGAGCCUUUAAGAUUGUUAUCUUGUAAAUAAUAAAAGUCUGUUGUAUUCUUUAAUCGAUUAAAAUGGACAAACUUCAA
Molecule: messenger RNA, 640 nt
Organism: Patella vulgata (common limpet)
Lineage: Eukaryota; Metazoa; Mollusca; Gastropoda; Patellidae
Product: NADH dehydrogenase [ubiquinone] 1 alpha subcomplex subunit 12
Exons: 4
Coding region: 41-454 (137 amino acids)
Biological process (GO): response to oxidative stress; mitochondrial respiratory chain complex I assembly
Cellular component (GO): membrane
Source: RefSeq, a predicted model, not a curated record